AUGGCCCUCCCCCGAACCUACAAAGCCUUCCGGCACAGCGCGGGCAGCAUGCCUAAACCACUUGAUGCUGUCACAGAAGAGCUUCCAUCUUCUCUCAAGCCCAGUGAAGUACUCAUUCGCAUCCACGCUGUGUCCCUGAACUACAGGGAUGUGGCAAUGAUGCACGGGACGUACCCGGUUUCGGUCAUUGAGCGAUGUAUCCCUGCAUCCGAUUGCGCCGCCGAGGUCAUUGGAACUGGGUCUGACGUUCACGAUUUCCAAAUCGGAGAUCGCGUUGCGCCUAUUUUUGACUUGAGCAAUAUUGAUGGCACUGAAGAAGAGACAUCGGUAUUAGGUGGUGAUGUCAAUGGAGUGUUGCGCGAAUAUGCGGUGUUUGACCGAAAUGUCUUGUUCCAUUUGCCCAAGCACCUCUCUUGGGAAGAGGCCGCUUGUAUCACUUGCGCAGGAGUAACUGCGUGGAAUGCAUUGGAAAUGCCUCGAUCCAAAGGCACUGCUCUUCUCCAAGGUACUGGCGGAGUUAGCAUGUUCGGCCUGCUGAUUUGCCUGGCUGCCGGCAUCCGUCCAAUCAUCACCUCGUCCUCUGGCCAAAAGCUCGAGCUGGCAAAGGCCUGUGGGGGUCCAGGCGCUGUCGAUACUAUUAACUACCGAGACCAGCCUAAAUGGGAAGAGGAGGCACGUCGCCUUACUGACGGACGAGGUGUCAAUGUUGUCGUCGAGAACGUUGGGCCUUCCACAAUUUCCCAAAGCCUCUCCUCUCUCGCCAGAAGGGGCACGGUUUCCUUGGUCGGAUUUUUGGGUGGAUUUGAUGUCGAUCGCUUCCCUGAUACCGUCCUCCCUACCUUGACCAAGAGCGCCACCAUUAGGGGAAUCAGUGUUGGCUCUAAGGCUGACCAUCAAGCCUUGUGCGACUUCCUGGCUGAUAAGCAGGUUGGUCUGAAGCCUGUCCUUGACAAUGUCACUUUCUCCUUUGAAGAUUCGCAGGCGGCAUUUGAUCACCUUUGGAAUGCGAAGCACAUGGGAAAAGUUGUGAUCAAACUGUGA
Messenger RNA from Penicillium mononematosum, 1041 nucleotides. Its product is annotated as zinc-dependent alcohol dehydrogenase family protein. The record is from RefSeq and is a predicted model, not a curated record. NCBI's taxonomy places the organism in Eukaryota, Fungi, Ascomycota, Eurotiomycetes, Eurotiales, Aspergillaceae. Gene Ontology annotation, molecular function: oxidoreductase activity. The transcript has 4 exons. The coding region runs from base 1 to 1041 and encodes 346 amino acids.